Danio aesculapii is the source of this 2782-nucleotide messenger RNA. RefSeq names its product endoplasmic reticulum aminopeptidase 1-like. NCBI's taxonomy places the organism in Eukaryota, Metazoa, Chordata, Actinopteri, Cypriniformes, Danionidae. Gene Ontology annotation, cellular component: cytoplasm. The record is from RefSeq and is a predicted model, not a curated record. Gene Ontology annotation, molecular function: peptide binding; zinc ion binding; metalloaminopeptidase activity. Gene Ontology annotation, biological process: proteolysis; peptide catabolic process.
UCUCAUGUGUGUUAAUCAAGUAACAAGAGCACAUAUCCUAAUUAAACAUUCAGAAAGCUGACGUUAAACUCAUAUUUUCCGCCAUGUUAUUAUUCGCAAAGUAUUUUUAUUGUACACCAGUAGCUUUGUUCUGUGCUCUUUUUGCUGGCAACCAUGCCAUGACCGUCAACAUGAACAAAACCGUGCUGCCUUUUCCCUGGGAUAAGAUGAGGUUACCAGAAAUUGUCAAACCCCAGCAUUAUGACCUCCUCAUACACCCUAACUUGACCUCUCUUACGUUUACUGGAGAGGUUCAGAUCCAAAUAGAGGUAAAACAGGACACCAGAUCCAUCAUCCUUCACAGCAAGAACCUCCAGAUCUCCAAAGCUCGUCUUUUAGGCUCCAGACAUCAUCAUCAUCAGGAUCUUCAGAUCAGUGAGUUUGAAGCCAAUGAGCAAAUUGCACUCAUCUCUGAAGGCUUCACUUUUGAGAAAGGAAGCCAUGUGGUGCAUUUGGAGUUCUAUGCCAACUUAUCUGACAGCUUCCAUGGCUUUUAUAAAGGCCAAUACACUACAAUAGAGGGGAGGAUGUUGGCGUCCACUCAGUUUGAGCCGACACAUGCUCGAGCUGCCUUUCCUUGUUUCGAUGAGCCUGCAUUCAAAGCCAACUUUACCAUCCGCGUGCGCAGAGAAUCAAGGCACAUAUCCAUCUCAAACAUGCCCAAGCUGAGAACUGUAGAGCUGGCGGACGGGAUUCUGGAGGAUCAAUUUGACACCACGGUAAAGAUGAGCACCUACCUAGUGGCCUUCAUCAUCAGCGAUUUCGACUCCAUCAGUAAAAAAAGCCAGCAUGGAGUUGAGAUAUCAGUGUAUACAGUUCCUGAGAAGAUCGGUCAAGCAGAGUAUGCUCUCGACACCGCCGUCACAAUGCUCGACUUUUAUGAUGAGUAUUUUGACAUCCCGUAUCCGCUUCCCAAACACGAUCUCGCGGCCAUCCCGGAUUUCCAGUCAGGUGCUAUGGAGAACUGGGGUCUGUCGACGUACCGAGAGUCCGGUUUACUCUUUGACCCAGAGAAAUCUUCUUCCUCUGACAAAUUAGGCAUCACCAAAGUCAUCGCUCACGAACUAGCCCAUCAGUGGUUUGGAAACCUGGUCACAAUGCAGUGGUGGAACGACCUGUGGUUAAACGAGGGCUUUGCCAAGUUCAUGGAGUAUGUGUCCGUCAACAUCACUCACCCUGAGCUGCAAGUGAAUGAUUAUUUCCUGGAGAAGUGCUUCACCGCCUUAUCUGUGGACUCUUUGAGCUCCUCACACCCCGUUUCCACUCCAGUGGAGAAUCCCGCAGAGAUCAGCGAAAUGUUUGAUGACGUUUCCUAUCGGAAGGGCGCGUGUAUCCUGAAUAUGCUGAGGGAUUUUCUGACUCCGGAGGUGUUCAAGUAUGGUAUUAUAAAUUACCUGAAGAAACACAGCUACCAGAACACAGUCAACGCACACCUCUGGGAGAGUCUUACCAAUAUCUGCACUUCAGAUGGAUUGGAUUCAGGGAGACUAAAACUUGACGGAUUCUGCUCCAAAAGCACGGCUGAAACGCCAGCCUCUAAGUGGUUCAAGGAGGACAGUGUUGACGUUGGAGCCAUCAUGGACACCUGGACUCUGCAGGAGGGCUUUCCGUUAAUCACUGUGGAGGUCAAAGGUCAAGAGGUCACUCUUAAACAGGAGCGCUUCCUGAAAGGAGCAGAAUCUUCAAAUUCAUCAAGCUUCCUGUGGCAGGUUCCUCUGACGUACAUCACCAGCGGCAGUAAUGCAGUGCAGCGUUUCUUGCUGAAAACUGAAAGAGAUGUGUUUUACCUGCCAGAGAAGGUGGAGUGGAUUAAAUUCAACGUGGAUCUGCGAGGAUAUUAUAUUGUGCAUUAUGAGUCUGGAGGCUGGGAUUGUUUGAUUAAGCAGCUCCGAAUGAACCACACUGUGUUCAGCAGCAACGACAGAGCCAGUCUCAUACAUGACAUCUUCCAGCUGGUCAGCGUUGAGAAGGUCCCUCUGGAUAAAGCUCUGAAUCUGAGUUUGUAUCUCAGUAAAGAGUCAGAGAUCAUGCCGGUGACGCAGGGCUUCAGUGAACUGGUGCCGCUUUACAAACUCAUGGAGAAGAGAAACAUGCAGGAACUGGAGAACCAGCUCAAGGGUCAUCUAGUGAAGUUAUUCCAGCCGCUGAUUGACCGGCAGAGCUGGUCUGAUGACGGGUCUGUGUCCGAGCUUCCUACCGACGUCAGUUUGGUGGUCUACACUGAAGGGGCGCGAACAGACGAAGGCUGGGACUUUUUGUUAGAGAAAUACAAGCGAUCCGUCUCUCCAUCAGAGAAGUGGAUGAUUAAAGCCGCCCUCUCGUACAGUCCGUUAGCUCACAAGCUUCAGUGGCUUUUGGAAAGAAGCAGUGAAGGAGAGAUCAUGAAAACUCAAGACCUGCCGUCGAUGCUAAUCAGCGUCAGUAAAAACCCCAAAGGUUUCAAACUGGCCUGGGACUUCCUGAAAAGCAACUGGGGGAAACUUGUGAAAAAGUUUGAUCUGGGCUCGUCAGCAAUAUCUCGUGUGGUCGUCGGAGUCACCGAUCAAUACUCCACCAAAGAAAUGCUUGAUGAGGUGGAGUUGUUCUUUGGGUCUCUGGCGCAGGAUCAGGGCUCCGGGCUUCGCAGUAUUCAGCAGGCUCUGGAGAAAAUCCAGCAGAACAUCCUCUGGAUGGACAGGAACAUCCCACUGCUCAAAGCCUGGCUGGACCAUCACAGUCCAUGAUGCUCCAGAAAGUGUGUUCA